AUGUCAUUCCAGCAAGGCCAGCAAUCUCAACAACCCCCACCGCAACCAGGAUUCUAUCCGCCCUAUCCUCCUCCUCCCCAGCAAAGUGCAUUCCCUCCACCACAACAGCAGAGCUACAACUAUCCUCCCCCCCCAGGGGCACAAGGAGCUCCUCAGUUCGCGCCACCCCCAACAGGUGGCCAUGGCUCUCCACCACCACAUGCGAACUCACCUCCUCCGAUUACACAAACACCCCCUCAAAUGCCACAACCUACACCUCCGCCAAAGAUAGAACAGAUGUCUGGUGGUGCGCCACCAGCUGGCCAGUUUGUAGGAGCCCAAUCCACAGCUGCAGAUGAUGUUGGCACGUUCAAUGGAGGCAGCUAUCGCAUCAGUCAUCGUGAUUCCAAUUCGAUUUUGACUCUUCAGCUUGCAAUGGGAUGUCCAUUGACUGCCAAGCCCGGCGCUAUGAUUGCCAUGUCACCCACAAUGACCCUCAAAGGCUCAGUAAAAUUCUCUGUCAAGAAAAUGCUAGCUGGUGGCGAGAUGUCGUCCUCAACAUACACUGGCCCGGGUGAACUCCUCCUGGCACCUUCUGCACUGGGUGACAUUUCCCUUCUCCGUCUCAACGGGCAGGAGCAAUGGUUUGUUGGUAAAGACGCCUUUUUGGCUUGCACACAAGGCAUCGUCAAAGACUAUAAGCGCCAGGGACUUGGCAAGGCUUUUUUUUCCGGCGAAGGCCUGUUUAUCUAUACGGUCAGCGGUACCGGUAUCCUUUUCAUCCAAAGCUUUGGCGCGAUUAUCAAGAAAGAUCUUGUCGCUGGCGAGAAAUAUAUCGUUGAUAACGGCCAUCUUGUCGCAUGGACCUGCAACUACGUGAUGGAGCGUGUUGCCUCCGGAGGAAUCAUGUCCGGUUUAGCCUCGGGCGAAGGGUUGGUGUGCAAGUUCACCGGACCGGGAACUAUUUACAUGCAGACGAGAAAUGCGCAAGCAUUUGCGCAUUGGGUUUUGGCUAAUGGAGGUGUGAGCGGGGCUUAA
This is a messenger RNA of Coccidioides posadasii C735 delta SOWgp, 1017 nucleotides long. The record is from RefSeq and is a predicted model, not a curated record. NCBI's taxonomy places the organism in Eukaryota, Fungi, Ascomycota, Eurotiomycetes, Onygenales, Onygenaceae.